Neogale vison (American mink) is the source of this 797-nucleotide messenger RNA. It is a transcript of the gene RGCC, whose product is annotated as regulator of cell cycle. Gene Ontology annotation, cellular component: cytoplasm. The record is from RefSeq and is a predicted model, not a curated record. NCBI's taxonomy places the organism in Eukaryota, Metazoa, Chordata, Mammalia, Carnivora, Mustelidae. Gene Ontology annotation, molecular function: protein kinase binding; protein kinase activator activity. Gene Ontology annotation, biological process: regulation of cell cycle. The coding region runs from base 1 to 414 and encodes 137 amino acids. The transcript has 5 exons.
AUGAAGCCGCCCGCCGCGCAGAGCAGCCCCGCGGCCGCCGCGGCGGCAGCCCCGGCCUUGGACUCGGCGGCCGCCGGGGACCUGACGGAUGCGCUGUGCGAGUUUGACGCGGUGCUGGCCGACUUCGCGUCGCCCUUCCACGAGCGCCACUUCCACUACGAGGAGCACCUGGAGCGCAUGAAGCGGCGGAGCAGCGCCAGCGUGAGCGACAGCAGCGGCUUCAGCGACUCCGAGAGUGCAGAUUCGCUCUACAGGAACAGCUUCAGCUUCAGUGAUGAAAAACUGAAUUCUCCAACAGACUCCGCUCCGGCUCUGCUCUCCCCGGCUGGCAGUCCUCGGAAAGCCAAACUAGGAGACACGAAAGAGCUAGAAGACUUUAUUGCUGAUCUGGACAGAACAUUAGCAAGCAUGUGAAACCGGGAGAAGGUCUGGGUCCUUCCAUCAUAAGGAGAAGCUUUGGAAAUCUCCAAGGACCUGGUAAAAUCAGCGACGGAAUUUGCCGCCAAAGCAGAGAUGAACACUCACCUACCCCCGGGCCAUGCUCCGGCUUGUCCUAACACCAGCCUUUAAGGUCAUCUCUGGGCAAUUUAGACAGUGACACUGACUUGGUUUACCAGCUUGCAGCAUAUUAGAACGGAUGAUCCACGCUAAUAUUCUGUUUUCUCUCGGAACCUAGCUUUCCCGUAAUUUAAAGUGCUUUUAUGAACAUAUUUGUAAUUAAUUAUAUAUAGUUGGAAACAGUAAUAUGCUUUUCCCAGUAUAAUAUAUUUUUGUAUGCAAAUAAAAUUUGAACUAGA